Messenger RNA from Brassica rapa (field mustard), 1602 nucleotides. RefSeq names its product putative serine/threonine-protein kinase. Gene Ontology annotation, biological process: protein phosphorylation. NCBI's taxonomy places the organism in Eukaryota, Viridiplantae, Streptophyta, Magnoliopsida, Brassicales, Brassicaceae. Gene Ontology annotation, molecular function: protein kinase activity; ATP binding. The record is from RefSeq and is a predicted model, not a curated record.
CACACGAAAAAGAUUGAAAAAGCAAAUUCAUGAUGAUUUUUCUCUUUGAUUAAACUCUCUGGUCUUCUUGUGCCAAAGAAAUUUACCCCACUAAACAAGUUUUUUCAAACAAAUCCAUAAUCUUCUUCUUCCUCCAGAUUCAGUUUGUAUCCAGAAGACAGGUCAAAUUUGAGGUUCUUGUAGGAAACUUUUCGUUCUUACAUCUCUAUCAAAUCCAGAUUUAGUCUGCAUCCAGGAGUGAUUCUUGUAUAUAUUCUCUCUGGAUCUUGUGAUGCCCUUUAAUUGCUUCAGAGUUCUUGAUAAGUGCAAAAGAAAUGAUCGUCUUGGUCAGAAAGAAGCUGAAGAGAUUUUCACCGACAAUGUGAGGGUCUUCUCAUAUAACUCAUUAAGAUCAGCCACAGAUGACUUCCAUCCAUCUACCAGAAUUGGAGGUGGUGGCUUUGGCGUUGUCUACAAGGGAGUAUUGAGAGAUGGUACACAAGUAGCAGUGAAAUCACUUUCAGCAGAAUCCAAACAAGGCACACGCGAGUUCUUGACUGAGAUCAACUUGAUAUCCAACAUUCAUCAUCCUAACCUGGUUAACCUCAUUGGCUGCUGCAUCGAAGGGAACAAUCGGAUUCUCGUCUAUGAGUACCUUGAGAACAACAGUCUUGCUAGUGUUUUGCUUGGUUCAAGGAGUAAGUAUGUUCCACUUGAUUGGUCCAAACGUGCAGCCAUUUGCGUUGGGACAGCUUCAGGUUUAGCUUUCCUUCACGAGGAAGUCGAGCCUCAGGUCGUUCACCGCGACAUAAAGGCCAGUAAUAUCUUACUAGACCGAAACUUUUGUCCCAAGAUUGGAGAUUUCGGGCUGGCAAAGCUUUUUCCAGACAAUGUCACUCACAUUAGUACCAGAGUAGCUGGAACAGUGGGAUACUUGGCCCCAGAAUACGCACUUCUAGGACAGUUAACAAAAAAAGCAGAUGUUUACAGCUUUGGAAUACUUGUGCUUGAAGUCAUAAGUGGUGGUAGUAGCAGCAGAGCUGCCUUUACAGACGAGUUAUUGGUUCUGGUCGAAUGGGUAUGGAAACUGAGAGAAGAAGGGAGGCUACUAGAGUGUGUGGAUCCAUAUCUAACCAAGUUUCCUGAAGCAGAAGUGAUACGAUUCAUCAAAGUAGCUCUAUUCUGCACUCAAGCCGCGGCACAAAAGAGACCAAACAUGAAGCAAGUGGUGGAGAUGCUUAGCAGGAAAGAGAUUAAGCUCAACGAGUCUGCCUUAACGGAGCCUGGUGUCUACAGAGGUGUCAACAAGGGAGGCAACCACCGUGGCCUCGGUCUUAUAGGUAGCAGCUCACAGGAGAGUUCAUCAACACAAGGUUACAAAGGGAAAAGCCCAGCUGUUAAUCAAGGAUCGUCGUCGGUUUCUGUUAUUUCGUUUCAGAGCAUUUCAGAGGUGGCUCCUAGAUGAUUAUGAUUAUUUCUUUGGAUAGAGCAGAUGCAUAUAUUCUUGAGUAUAUUAAUUAGUUUCUGAUGGAUUAGUAUCUAAAUAUAGAUAUAGUAGAUCAAAUACCAAUAGAGAAAUAUUAUUAAUUCAAUAAGAAGUCUUCUUUUUGUGAGUGGGAUUCA